Messenger RNA from Meloidogyne enterolobii, 271 nucleotides. Lineage: Eukaryota; Metazoa; Nematoda; Chromadorea; Rhabditida; Meloidogynidae. The record is from the annotation of a GenBank genome assembly.
UUAUUUUAUUAUGCCAAGUCUUGACCGAGACUUAUUUCUCAUUAUUAUUUCUAUUCUUUACACCUAUUCUUUCCAAGUAACUACCUUCCUCUCUAUCUGCAUAUUGUUCGCUUAUUAUUAUUUCCUUUUUGUCUGUACUUCAUUUCAACUUCCUGAACACUCUACAAUAGUUAAACACCAUUCAAUCAAAGUUUCCUUCCCUAUUAUCCCAAUUAUAACAUCUCAUCUUUCUCAGAAUUUGUAUUUCAAUUCAUCUCUAAUAUUACCAUAA